AUGGCGGCACCAGCAACCCUUCCAGCACUGCUGGAUGCUCUUACCAAGUCGAUAUCGACCACUCUUGAAGCUGCGCCAAAACUCACAAACUUCGAACUACCAAAAGACGGCAUCUCCCUCCUCGACGUGAAGAACGAGCUGCUCCUCUCCUACCUCCAGAAUCUCGUUUUCUUAAUUCUUCUGAAGCUGCGCCAGGCGAGAAAUGGUGGAACCAAGGACCAGGAAGAGGAACAGAACCUCGAUGACCUCGUAGUCAACAAACUCGUCGAACUUCGACUCUAUCUCGAGAAGGGCGCCCGGCCACUCGAGGACAAGCUGAGAUACCAGAUUGACAAGGUGCUCCGAGCUGCCGAUGACGCGGAAAGGAGUACAAGGGCGGCAGAGGAGGCAGCGGCUGCCAAUGUCGAGUCCGAGUCGGAAGCUGGCAGCGACAAUGAAGGAGAGGAGGUCAAUGAACUCCACGCUCGCGCUUCUGCCGCUUACCAGGCCCGCGCCAACCUCUCCGCAAUCACUCGCCCGGCUGGUGCGAAAUACGCGAGCAAGGAGGGAGACAAGUCCGGAGUGUACCGCCCACCCAAGAUUUCAGCAACCUCGAUGCCCACGUUCGACAGGCGCGAGAAAAAGGAGAAGCCUAUGAAGUCGGCCACCCUCGACGAGUUCAUUCAAGACGAAAUGUCAUCUAUCCCAAUGGCCCAACCCAGUAUUGGUACCACGAUUAUGCAAGGUGGUCGCAAGAUCAAGACUGCUUCUGAGCGCGCCAAGGAGGAUGAGAGACGCGAGUACGAAGAACGGAACUUUGUCCGUCUGCCCAAGGAGAGCAAGAAGGACCGCAAGAAGAGGGGUUUGACCGAGGGCCGCCGGAUGAAUUAUGGUGGUGAGGAAUGGAGAGGCUUGAGCGAAGGGCUGGACAGAAUCAGCCAGUUGACGCGCGGCAAGAGCUCCGGUGGUGGCACCAAGGCGCUAUUGGAAAAGAGCCGAAAGAGAGGCAUCGAUACCGUGGAUGGCCCGCGUGGCGGCGGCGGCGGUGGUGGUGCUGACAUGGGUGAAAGAUACCAAAAGAAGUUGAAGAUGCUGGAAAAGGGCCGCGGAAGAAACAGGAAGUGA
Podospora pseudopauciseta is the source of this 1104-nucleotide messenger RNA. RefSeq lists its product as uncharacterized. The transcript has a single exon. The coding region runs from base 1 to 1104 and encodes 367 amino acids. The record is from RefSeq and is a predicted model, not a curated record. Gene Ontology annotation, biological process: maturation of SSU-rRNA from tricistronic rRNA transcript (SSU-rRNA, 5.8S rRNA, LSU-rRNA). Gene Ontology annotation, cellular component: small-subunit processome; nucleolus. Lineage: Eukaryota; Fungi; Ascomycota; Sordariomycetes; Sordariales; Podosporaceae.